Molecule: messenger RNA, 1407 nt
Organism: Aspergillus mulundensis
Lineage: Eukaryota; Fungi; Ascomycota; Eurotiomycetes; Eurotiales; Aspergillaceae
Product: acetylornithine transaminase
Exons: 3
Coding region: 1-1407 (468 amino acids)
Biological process (GO): arginine metabolic process
Cellular component (GO): mitochondrial matrix
Molecular function (GO): identical protein binding; pyridoxal phosphate binding; transaminase activity
Source: RefSeq, a predicted model, not a curated record
AUGUCAUUUGUUCGUGCUGCGUCGCGGCGAUUGCCGCUGGCGAAGAGGCUGGUUUCCGCGGUUGAGUCACCGCUGCAGCGCCGGUAUGUCUCUGCGACUUCCAAAGCUCAGGGCGCCGUCAUUACACCCGAUCCCGGAGCCGACUCCGUCUCAGCAGCUUUCGUCAAUGAGCGCGCGCCGUACCUCGUUCCUACCUACGUUCGUCCGGCCCCAAUCAUGGUCAAGGGACAGGGAUGUUACCUGUGGGACAUGGAAAACAGGCGGUACCUUGAUCUCACGGCAGGUAUUGCAGUAAACUCGCUUGGUCAUUGCGACCCCGAGAUCUCGAAGAUCAUCGCCGAGCAGGCCGAAACCCUCCUCCACGCCUCCAACCUGUACCACAACGCCUGGGUCGGCGCUCUCAGCAAAGACCUAAUCACCCUCACCCGCGAAUCCGGCGCCAUGCGCGAUGCAGCCCAAGUCUUCAUCGCCAACUCCGGCACCGAAGCCAACGAGGCCGCCAUCAAGUUCGCCCGCAAAACCGGACGUGCCCGCGACCCCUCCGGCGCAAAGCACGAGAUUGUCUCUUUCCAAGGCUCCUUCCACGGCCGUACAAUGGGCGCCCUCUCCGCUACCCCGAACCCGAAGUACCAGACCCCCUUCUCGCCCAUGCUCCCCGGCUUCAAGUACGGCAACUACAACGACGUCGCCCAACUGCAAGACCUCAUCACAGACAAGACCUGCGGUGUGAUCGUCGAGCCCAUUCAAGGCGAAGGCGGCGUCAACGUCGCAACCCCCGAGUUCCUCGUCGCUCUCCGCAAGCGCUGUGACGAGGUCGGCGCCGUCCUGAUCUUCGACGAGAUCCAAUGCGGCCUCUCCCGCACUGGCAGCUUCUGGGCCCACGCCCACCCCUCUCUCGCCCCCGCCAACGGCGAGCCCGCACACCCAGACAUCCUCACCACCGCCAAAGCCCUCGGCAACGGCAUCCCCAUCGGCGCAACCAUCGUCUCCGGCAAGACCGUCGCAGAGAACAUCAAAGCCGGCGACCACGGCACCACCUUCGGCGGUAACCCUCUCGCCUGCCGCGUCGCCCACCACAUCAUCCACCGCCUCGCCUCGCCCGAGCUUCAGAAAUCCGUCCAAGACAAGUCCGCCAUUCUCGUCGCGGGCUUCCAGGCCCUGCAGCAGAAGUAUCCAGCCCUCAUCUCUGAGAUCCGCGGACGUGGUCUUAUCCUUGGUCUCCAGCUCUCGAAGGACUUCUCGCCCAAGGCUGGUGAGAUCAUCACUGCCGCUCGGGAACGCGGUAUGCUCAUUAUUACUGCUGGUGAGGGGUGCCUGCGGUUCGUUCCGCCUUUGACAGUGACGGAGGAUCAGCUGAAGACUGCCCUGCGGAUUCUUGAGCAGGCCUUCGAGGCGGUUCAGGCUUAG